Molecule: messenger RNA, 746 nt
Organism: Anopheles nili
Lineage: Eukaryota; Metazoa; Arthropoda; Insecta; Diptera; Culicidae
Gene: Pfdn5
Product: probable prefoldin subunit 5
Exons: 4
Coding region: 145-636 (163 amino acids)
Biological process (GO): protein folding; regulation of DNA-templated transcription
Cellular component (GO): cytoplasm; prefoldin complex
Source: RefSeq, a predicted model, not a curated record
AUUCGUGAAAGCCUCCUUGACGAAGAAAAAUAUCUUCCCUUAACGGGAAGUUAUCGCUCACAGAGCUAGGCCGCAUUAUUGCUUGCAUUGAUUAUUCCUUCGCGCCCAGAAUCAUAUCAUACAUCGUAGAGAUCUACAGUUACCAUGGCACAGAUUUCCACCACCGAAAAGCCGCAGAUGCAGCAAAUCGAUCUUAACACUCUAAAUCUGCAGCAGUUGACUCAGCUGAAAAAUCAACUAGAUCAGGAACUAUCUAUAUUCCAAGAAUCCUUGAACACAAUCAAGAUAGCAAGAUCAAAAUACUCUGCAUCAAAAGAAGCGCUGGAACAGUUCAAAGCUGACUGGAACGAAAAACAGAUAUUAGUGCCACUGACGGGGAGUAUGUACGUACCAGGAACAAUAAAAGAUGCUAAUAAUGUCAUUAUUGAAAUCGGCACUGGAUAUUAUGUUGAGAAUGACCUGGAAAACGCAAAAGCAUUCUUCAAGAGGCGCGUCGAAUACGUGCAGGAGCAACUUGAAAAAAUUGAAAUGAUGGGAAUUGAAAAGUCAAAGAUUCGCGAUACUAUUCGCGAAGUAAUGGAGAAAAAAUUGGCUUUGUUUAGCAAAGAACUUCAAAAGAAACGCGAAGGCGAAUAAUGGUGGCAGUCUUCAUCCCCGCAUGGAAACACAUCGUGUAAUUCAGUUUUUAUACAUCAUGCAAUUCAAAAUUCAAAAAGAAUCAACUGCUAAGCAUAUAGAAACCAAGU